AUGGCCGCUGAUGGAAAAGCCCCUGUAAGUAUAUAAUGUCACUGUUAAUGGAGAACAAGUGAUACUAUCCAUUUUGGGAAAACAAUUACUUGCAGAAUACGUCGAGGGGUAUAAGGCCUUAUGGCCCGUUGAUUCACCUGGAACACAUUCAAAAAAAUAUGUCUCGUCAGAAAGAGGGGAAAGGGCAACACAGAUUUGCAUAAAAGUUGCACACCCAAAGUUUUAUGUAUAUGUGCAGAUUUAUAACUAAUUGAAAUAGAAAUAUAAUGCAUCUCAUCAUCACAUGAAAGACUGACCAAAUGACUUGUUCUCAUGAGCAGCCUGCUAUUAAUGGGCAAUGUUAAGGCUCUUGCCCUCAUAUUGUAAGGUUCUCUAUCUCAAACUCUACUUGGACCUUCAAAUAGAGGAUUCUCCAAGGACAGUUCUUCAGAUAGAAGACUGUCCUCUGUAAAGUAAGACACAUGAACAUCCUAACAAUAUGAAAUCUGCCCCCACAACAAGGUGUUGUGUCAGGUACAUAAAACAUAUAUCCAGAAGAAGGAAUGUUUCAUAUGUGAUGCCUCGUGUUUCCUCUUGUAAAAGCCCUGCCUGCAUCUCAGAAAUCCAGCACCUCAGGAAGAAUCCUGGGCUGGAACCUUUCUCCUCAAGAUGCUACUUUUCUGUGUACAAGGAACCUGUGUAAAAAUCAAAACAUGUGAUAUUUCACUUCUAUCUACUAUAUAGAUCAGUUCUUUAUUUGUAAUCUUGUAACAAAAAGUAGCUUGCUGAUUUCUCUGCAACAGUUUCUUGGGUCAAUUUUUGUUGGUGAAGAACUUAUUGAGACUUCUUCACAUAGGUGAGGAUUGGAGAUCUGAAAUUUACAGGCACAACACAAUGUUGGUCAUACUUUUAAGGGGACUGAAUAUUUAUUCCGUUAUGGUUAUGAACAAAUGUCAUGCUGCAACUUAAACAAUGUUUAAAUCAAAUAUUCCAGUAGGGACAAUACAUGUUUGGAGCUUAAUUCCUGGUUUGUACUUUCUCAAUUCUAUAAUGGAAUUGAAUGAGUGUUUGUUUGUUUGUUUGUUUGUUUGUUUGCGUGUGUAUAUCUCCCCUCUUUUCCCAAAGUUUAUUUAAUGAAACAAAUGGAACAUGCAGCACAAUGUUGCAAUGUGGAGUUACACUAUUCACUAUUCUCUUUUUUUGUCACAUAACAAGCACUAAUCAUUCCUUUACUGAGUGUGCUCAGUCUUCACUAAGCUGUUUGUGGGAGGUUUCAACCCUCAGUAUUUUUCUAAGGUUUUUUUGAUGCUUCUGCAAACCCUGGGAUUCCUUCCAAGCCUUGUGCAUGGGUGAAGCCAUUUGGACUGCAUGCACAGCAAGAACAUUGGAAAUAGGAAAAAAAAAGUGCUAUGCUAGCUUAUCCCAGUGCUAACCACUAGUGCAUUUGUACAGGGCGGCUACUAGUUUGUUUUGAAAUUGGAAAAAAGAACCAUUUCCUGCCAUGAUGUUGCAAAAUUAAACCCUGUGGAUGAGUUAAACCUAUGAUGAAACUGUAGGAUGUUUACUCACCACCAGCAUGAUAAUGAUGUAGCAUUGUCAUUUCAGCAUAGAUUUUGUGACAUCACAUUUCCCCCCGUCACACAAACCUGCAGUCCUAAACUCACUUAUUCACUGAACUCAAUAGUGAUGAAUAAGAUUGUACAGCUAGGUCCACAACUCGGUCAAGCCUGAAGGAUUCUGAUUUAAGUUGAUUAUAGAGCUGGUUCUAACUACCCAUAUUUUCCCAUCUUGAUUAGAGACCUUGAUUCUGCUUCUAUCGAUGUCUGAAAUACAGGUGUGUGAGGAGGGGGUCUGCUUUGGGCAGGGCCUUUUCCAUAGUGGCACCAAAAUCCUUGAAUUCCCUUCUGGGAAAGUUCAUUCAAUCUCUUUCAUUCUGGCUGUUUGGUACAAGUUCAGAUAACUUAUAGGGCUUUUCUAUGGGUCUAAAUUUUCUUGGUUUUUGUUAUGUUUGCUCUUGUUGGAUUUUUAACUUGGUUGUCAGUUCAUUGGUUGAUUCACUUGGGAAGGGCAGUAGUUCAGUGACAGGGUAACUGCAUUACGUGCAGAAGGUUCCAUUUCUAUUGUUUUCUGUUAACCUAACAUAAGUAAGAGGUUGAGUACCAAGACCCUGAGAUGAUGAUAUCCAGGUCAGCUGGUCCGACCUUUUAAAAUAAGUAGCUAGGCCAGACCUUACUGGAACCUCUGUAUCCUACCCCUGAACAAUCCUCAGGAUGUGGCUGGGUGCAGUUUGGAUAGGUCCUGAGCUAGUCACAAGACAACAUGUGCCAAAGUUACUUAUGUGAACCGGACAUUAGGGUGAACAUGUUUAUUGUGAGGUGAGGCAUCACUUCAGUGGAACCUGAAGAGCAGCAGAGAACUACUGGUUCUGAGGGGCAGAAGAAAUUAACAGGCUUCAGCCCCUAUUUUGCCUGACCAAUACCUUCCUCAUUUUUGCCUUGGAUGUUUUAUUUUGCCCCUUCUUUUCACGAGGGCUGUAUAGGGGUCCCAAAGCUUUGCAGACACGGCCUUCUGAAAUAUGAAGGCAGGAAUACAGGUAAACAUGUGUCACACAUCAGAUGCCAGGUUUCCUGUGUGAAACAGCCGUCGCUGGUCAAGUUCUCCUUUCAUAGCCGCUGUUUCCAUGAGAGGCAAUUCUUAAUGUUCAACUGUGAGUCAUCCAGGCACUAAGUCACUGGCUGGUAUGUGUGUAUAUGUGACUCGAGCCUUAAAUCUCCUUGAAUUCAGCAGGAUUAAAUUGGCUAAGUUGUGAACUGAACUAGCGUACCCUCCUUUGAUCCUCUGGCUCUUUGCAAACUUGUUCUAUUGUGGCGACCGCAGUGUGCGGUGAGGAUAGCGAUUGUUGUACCGAUGUUCAGUGUGCCCUUUGAGUGCUGGAGAGCUUGUCUAGCAGCUGAUACAGGGCACUGAAGCUUCAGCUGAAGAUUUUUGUUUCUGGUUUGAGCUACCCCUACACAGCAUAGCUGUCUGCGGGUGUGAAACAGGAAGCUUUAGUUGCAGAGGCACAAAAGUGCUGUACUUGCUCUCAUGGAGCUUCACAAUUAAUCAAUUUUAAUUACAGUAUUUUAUGCUUCAACUACUUGCUUCCCCAUUAGCUCUCUGUGUGUGUUUGUUUGAAAGAUUCCAUUCUGUGCUGGGACUGUCUGCUACCACCUCCUCCUCCUCUUCUUCUUCUUCCUCCUCCUCCUCCUCCAGAGUCCCCCUCCCUUUUUGAAAAAUAUUGCAACACCAUCUGAAAUUUCCUCUUUUCUUUCCUUCCUGCAUUUCUUGCAGGUUCCUUUGCGUCAGAAGACAAGGAAGAAAAAUCAAGGUAACGAGGUCUUCCUUUUGUUCCUGCUUUUGUUUAGUGUUAAAAUUUUGCUCACGCGAGGAGGACGGUUUUUGUUGUAUUGUUUGUUUGGUGUUGAGCACGCUGUUAUUCUGCUUAGUUUUUACAUUGAUUCAGUGGGGAAGAUAAUGACACACUCUUCAUUUGGACUAAGCUGUUUCGGUAUGUCAAAGCUCUGUGUGUGUGUGAGAAAGAGAACUGUUCUGCUUAAUUCAUUGCUAGUCUAUACUGACUGUCAUGAAAAUAUAAUUUUCUAACGUAUCAGUUUGGAAGGGUAUUUUAACCGUUGUAUAUAUUUAUGAUCACACACGCACACAUGGAAAACAUCCAGUAAUGGAUUUAAAUCUGCAUUCUGUUUCACUGGCACAAUGUUCUCUAUCGUUAUGGAUUCCUAAAGCUUCAUUUUGACUAAUUUAUCUUUGCUAAUUGUCCAUUCAGAAAUAAUUCUGGGUUGUAUUUCAAAAGAAAAUGCUGGCAUCCCCUGCAUGCAUGUUUAAAGGUGGCACUUUGUUUUUUCGCACAGGAAUUUGUACAAUGAGCCGUCGAAGGAUAUCAUGCAAGGACUUGGGGCUUGCUGAUUGCCAGGGAUGGCUAUACAAGAAGAAAGAGAAAGGGGGCUUUAUUGGCAACAAAUGGAAAAAGUUCUGGUGUGUCCUGAAGUGUUCGUCAUUAUACUGGUACAGCAAUCAAGUGGUAAGCAUGCUAACCUCUUAGUUUCUCCAGGUAAAUUAAGGGAAGAUUCAGCAUUCCUAAGCCGUUUUAUCAUGUGUAAUUCAAGAAUCUGUAAGUUUAGUGUGUUUAGACAAUCACAGGAAGGGAAUAAGUUAUUUUAAUUUUCACUUCAUUGUUUGGAACAAAGCCCUCCUGUUUUGAAACAUGUUAGCUGGACAGAGUGUUUGUGGAUAAACAGGUUGCUUGAGAGAAGUUUGGGGCCCAUAGUAAGAUAAGUGGGCACUUUCCUUUGCUUUUUACCUAGAUGCCAGUUAAUUUCCCCAUACUCCAAGCUUCCUCCAUGUUUCUGAUUCAACAGGAGGAACCUUUGAGCAAGAAGGAUUCUAGUGCAGCUUUGUAGGAGCCAUUGUGUAACUGCCCUUGCAAUUUCUAGCUAAUGUUGCUAGCUAUUCUGGACUUCUGGAACAGGUGUAGAUUUUAGGCAGUUGCUCCAAGAUGGCCUCUGUCAAAGGUUAGAGUCCAAGCUUCUCUCUAGUGUUCUGGGGGGUGCAGUGUGGUGAGUGGGAGAGAGAGUUGUGGGUGAUAAAGCAACAAGGACAACCCAGUUGGAGCACACAUGGGUAAUGCAGAAUGAGUUCAAAUGAACAACAAGGUUCCACAUGUUGAUUGGCAGUGUGGAAGAACUCCACUUACCUGUGAGUAAGCCCUGUUGAUUUCUUGUGGAUUUGCUUUGGAGUGGACAUGGUUAUAAUUUCAGCCUUGCUGCUCUGUUCCUAUUGCAUCUGUGCUGUACCAUCUAGCAGAACAUUACUGACUGGCAUAGGGCACCAUCCUAUGCAUGCUCACUCACUAAGUCCUACUGAGUUUACUUCUAGCUUCAUGGGUGUAGUAUUGCAGCCCAAAGGGCCCUAGAUCAGCAGGACGGACCACCAGGUCACAACCAUUGUGACCUGUUUGCAUAGAACUUUGUAGAUAAAAUCGCUCUGACUUGAACACUUCAUUGGUUAUUAAAUCUAUAUCAGGAGUGUCCUUGGCUUCCGUUCUUCAAGGUUGCUUGGAUAAGCUUCAGUUGUUGUUAGUAUGUGGAGUCGUGGGAGCUCUCUACCUACUACAUAUGUAUGUUUGAUCCUUACUAUUUGUACUUAAUAACAUGUAGCCAAAGGAGACGGGUCAGAUUAGUCCACGAUGUGCUAUUUUAUUGAAAGAGGGCAUUAUUCCUGUCCCUCAAAAGAAGCUAUAAGAAGGUUUUAUUAGACUGGCCUCCAUUUUGGGUGGGAAGUGUGGCUGAACUUGUAGUAUAGUGGAACAGCUCCAGUUGCUCUUGGAUGAAACAGGGUGUGGAGAUCAGUUUCAGUCUGUGGAUUUUAAUCUCAUUGGGGGACUGUAAUAGGUUUAGUGGACUUUGAUGGGACAGAGGGGGACUGUGAUCAUUUUGAUUCCUCUGGACCAACUAGUAGCUUCUGAUUCUUUUUUUAAAAAAGUAUCUUUUUGGACUUCAAUUAGGAGUUGGGAAUGGCUCUACUCCUGUCUCAUAAUAAGGUACCAAAAGAUGGACCUAGGGCAAUGCUGCCCUACCCAAAAGGAAUUGCCUGUUUCUUGGUAGGAUACAACAAAAUGUGAUUUAACCUCCUGGUGGCUGAUGGUCUUUUAUUUUACUGUGGUCUUAGUUGUUUUUAAUUGCUGUUUCCAGUUGUUUAAGUUUUUGUUAUAAACUGUCCUGGAAGUCCUACUGAUAGGCAGGACAGAAGCGGGUUAAAUAAAUUAACUAAACAAAUCAAAUCACAAACUCAAGUUCAAUCUAGAUAAGACUGGGGAAAUCAAUGGAAGGUCCAGUUGGCAUUGGAGAAUGUGAGUUGCUUGUAAUGGUUGGGGGUCACGUCACGCCCUCCCUUAAGGACAGAGUGCACAGUUUGAAUGAGCUCAUCACCCCAACAUUGCUCUUGGCAGCUUCUGCAUCUAAGAGUAUCCAACAGGCUCAGCAUCCCCUCCAGUUCCAAAUUAGAAAGGAAAGUUUGGACUGAUGUUUUUGGCAGUGGGCAACUGAGAUACUCAUACAAUGGCUGCCCACCCUCCAGGCGAGCCUGUUGUUCCCUCCAGUUCUGGAGGAAACAAUUGGGACUUACUGUAUUGACAACAGAUGUGCAAGGCACCAUGAAUGCCUCAGAUGCACACUCCUAAAGCUCCAGUCUCCUCUCCCAUCUUCAGAUGUUUGGAGCUGGAGAUCAGAUUGCCCUUGAUCUCCCACAGAGGUUCAGCAAGAAGUAGGUUGGGGUCUAAGGCUUCAAACCUUCCUAGGAGUAAGUCCCUUUGUACACAGUGGAACUUUCUUCCAAGUGAAAAGCUUAGGUUUUGCAGUGAAGAGGAUCCUGGCAGCCACAUCUGUGGGCUCCAGAUUUUCUCAGAUCAACAAAUGGAGCCAUGCUAUUUACUUAUUUAUAAAAAUGUAUAAUAUCAUAAAAUAUGAUAGAAGUUUAACAUAAUAAAAAUCUCUAAGUGAUUUAUGUAAAAACCAUACACACAAUAGCAUUUCCUUUAAAAAGCUAAAAACAGAACAAAACUGUGCAGUGUACAAAAUACAGAAUUGACGGUUAAUUUUUCAAUCUCUAUUUUGUCCAGGAAAGCAUAUAAGUUUUUAAGAGGCUGCUGUCUCUGCCUCCUGAAUUUCCCAAGGGAAGGCAUUCCAAUGAGUGGGUACCAUUACCGAGGGCCUACUGCUGCAUUAACACCGGGGGAUGAACACCUCCCCACAUAUCACCUGUCCACAAGAUACGCUUCUUAUAAAAUGAUAAGUAAAAAAGUGUGUAUCUGAGAAAAAGAAAACCCUGUAAACCGAGACAUGUGACACUUAAGGAAUAAGCCACGUACAAAGAAUCCCCUUGUCUCCCACCUUAUAAUUACACUGUGGAAAAGAGUGAAUUUCUUCCUUCAGCUAGCUGACCUCAAGCCCUCUAAAGCUAGUACAAAGCAAAGACUUGGAACAUAAACAACAUUCUGAGCCCAUGAAUAUCCCUUGUGUACAAGAGGCAUAUAUUUACAAAGUGUGACUAGGCAAAUGUUUUGCUGCACACUGCCCGAGGACCCCAGAAUUUGACUCAGCCCAGAGCAUCCUUGCAUCAAGGAAGAGAUUUCCCAUACCCCACUUUGGAGCUCUGAUUUGGGCUUCCCUUCCAGAAUAGAUGUUGGGACUGUCAUUUUGCUGACAAAAAAAGUUUCUUUUGUGUGGAGCCCUGCAGGCUGGAGUUUGGUCCUGCAGGGAGCUGAAAGGGGAUGGGAGCCAUUGUUGUGCAUGGUGUGUGUGUGUGUGUGUGUGUGUGUGUGCUUAUUUCUUUUGAGCCACUAUCACUUUCUGAUCAAACAAGUUUUUCAGGGUGGUUAAUGGCUGGCAAACCUCCAAAACCUCUUUCACUAGUGGACUAAGGAAAUGAGAAGAUAUAACAUGGACAUUGAUAGUCCUUUCAUAUUAGCCAAAUGUAACGACCUCUGUGUUCAUAAAUAGCAUGGAUACAGAACAUGUGGCUUUCCAGAUGUUUUUAACUGCAACUCCCAUCAUCCCUGCCUAUUGGCCAUGCUGGCUGGGACUCAUGGAACUGGAGUCUAACAACAUCUGGAAGGCACCUGGUUCCACACUGCUGAGUUAUGGUGUGCAGCCAAGUAUCAGAAGCUGGGGGUGGGCAGUGGAAGGUUAUCACUUUUUAAGCCUUGCUUUUCAGUAAACUCUCACUCCAGCAGGCCACUUGUCUUCAGCCCUCUUGAAACGACUGUUUUCAUCCUUGGUUUAAAAGUUCAAAAGCUUCCUCUGCAGACAGAGGUUCCUUAGCGUCACUCAACAUCUGCUGUUUUCUGUGCUUUUAGGGAAGUCGAGGUUACCGUUUUGUGAGGGUCCUGGGGAAAACCCCUUUCCCCUUCACCUACAGAUGGCGCAGCUCAGAUUCUAAGCAGACAUUUUAGUUUUCGGAGGCAAAGCAUUCACGCAUCUGUGCGUGGGCAGAAACUCUGCUCAAAUAAACGGUGGUCAUCUUGCUUGCCUGGAAUACUUGUACUUCUUUGCAAUGGGUUGUAUAUUUAUGAAGUGUGAAUUCUGUUUCAGCCAAAAAAACUUGAGCUGCCCUGAUGCAAGGAACCGUAACAUAGCAACAACAGGCUGGUGCAGUGUGUCUCGUAGUCCAUCAGUGAGCUUUGAGAGAAUAUAAGGAUGUUAGCGUUUGAAAUGAAUUCUGCCUAUAUUUGGACCCCUCAAACAAUUACCCAAACACAUGGGGGCUACUUCUUCAUUGGCAUGUUGAUCAAAAACGAUGGGUGUGGGACAGGCAGGGAGAAAACUAGGGAGGACUGGUUUAUUUAUUUUUUUAACCCAAAUCUGUUUAAAUAAAACAUGAAGAAGGGGUGCUAAUGCAAGGGUGGGAAACUACAGACCUGGAGGCCAGAUGCAGGACUACAGAGUUGUCUCCUUAGCUUUUGGGACUCUCUUCAGAAUAUGCCCCUUCAGAAGCCUGACUGUCCCUUAUCUGUGCACAGUGCCUUUGCCUGACUGGAAUGUGUCCUUGAACUGAGAUCCUGCUUCUUGCUUACCUGGUUUGUUUGCCUAAAACCACUAACCUGUUGCCCCACCUUCCCUUUGCUUUCAGCUAGUACCUGCCCCUGGAAGGCGCACAUGAUGAAAUGUGCCCAUUAGGCUGUAAAAGGUUCCCCACUCCUGAAAUAACCGAUUUGCCUUGGUAGGAGGCGCUUCUGCCUGCACAAGUCAGAGCACCCCAUUUUCCCACCCACUGCAGUCCUCUAUGCCACAUCCCAUCAUGUUCUGGAAGACCCACCAGACCUCAGGAGCAUCUUUUCACGGGGAAGGGGGAAAAUCAGUGAAAUGUUGGAUGCCUGGAGUUGCGUGAUCAAAAGCACUUUCCACUAAUGCAAUUGGAUGUAGCCUGGAGAGACCUAAUUAAAUGAAGUUUCGCAUUUUGAAAUUUAUACUUCUGAGCACACCUGGCUGGAAUGUUCUCUUGAAAUCUCAUAAUGCCUUUUGCUUGUUUGGAUGGAGGAGAGAAUGUGAAGAAACCACUCUACCCGAGAUGAGUCCAUUGGGUUUUUUGCAGCUGUUCAGAAUCCAGAGUGUGGUUGCUAAUGAGAAAAAAAUUACUGCAGUCCAAUGCAAAUGGAUGACUUGGUUGGUAAACAUCUGAGCAUGGGACUGCAGCAAAAGCCCUGAAUUUUUGUUCCACCAUGCACUACUGCCACCUGCUUCUCCACAUAUAUGCCCAAGAAAGGUAGAAAUUGCUCUUCUUAUCUACUGUGUUUUACAAUUUAGAUCUCAAAUUAUUAGAAAUUAUUUCUGUAAUCUGAAAAGCUUUCUGAUAUCCAGUUAAUAUCUAAUGUCUAAUUUCAAUAAAUUAUGUAGCAUACUUUAAUAUUGCCGGCUUAUUUUGUCACAGGCAGAGAAAGCUGAAGGGUUCCUCAGCCUUCCAGAAUUCACAGUGAAUCAAGCGACAGAAUGCAAGAAAAAGUAGUAAGUCUUUCAUUCGACUUGGAGCCUUGAGAAAGUGAAAUUUUACAAGCUGAAAUGUGAAUACAAGAAGAUCCCUGCUGGAUCAUACCUAGUUCUGCUUUUUAUGGAUAUUUAUGUAAAUAGAACUGUCCGUCAGGACAUAAACUCAACAGGCCUCCAAUCAUUGUUGUCCUUACAGCAUUGCCAAUAUUUCAAACUGAUAGACUCCAUUGAGAUGAAUGUGGGUGGAAUUUAUGGGAGCUUAAUAUGGUACUGGAAAUCCUUGGGCUGGAAUUCAAUGCCACGUUCUUCCAGUUGUUCCAUCUGCAAGCAUUGCCACUUGCUAGAUGGAACGAUCCCUUCCUCCUCCCCCUGUGCAUUGCUCGGGAUGGGAGGUUGUCUCCUGAUCCCCCAAAAACAAUUUUAGGGGGUACAUGGGAGGGAGGAGGAGGAAAUACCUGUUGAGCAAGGGUUUCCGCUGCUUAGGUUAAUCCUGCCUGUGAAAAUGUAAGUAUGAUCUUGCUUGGUUUUCCUUCCAAGGGAGGGUAGCACUUAGUACUGAGAUAUCGCAGCCUUAAAAAUGACUUCGCUACUGUCUCAUUGGUCUGAAAUCUUAUGUGAAGGGCAGCCAACUUUCCUUAGUUAGCGUAUUUUUCGCUCCAUAAGGUGCACCGGACCAUAAGGCGCACCUAGUUUUUAGGGGGGGAAAUCAAGAAAAAAAUCUUAUUCCACCCCCCAAGAGCAAAGAAGACAAGACAACAAGUGGGAUGGAUCUCGCUCGCUGUCUUGGCUUCGUUUUUAGCCGCGGGGCUUGGGCGGGAGAAGCCCGAUCUCCCCCUGACCCCAGCCUCCAGAACAGGUCCAGGCAAGGUUGUAAUGGAGUUAGGAUUUCAGGCUAAGUGGUUUUUUAAAUAUUUUGGGAUCAUAAAGUCUUUGGUAAACUGACCCACAUACUCACUUUUUAAAUCUAGUGUUUCCCAUAUAUAUGAAUAUAUGUUUUUGUUUUUGUUUUGGAAGCGCUAUGAAGAUCAUCCAUCCACAGAUCAAGACAUUUUAUUUUGCAGCAGAAAAUGCGGAGGAAAUGAACAUGUAAGUAAAAUCAAAAGUUUUGCUUCCUUUUUUCUUAUGACAAAAAAGAACCAUCUCUUUGUUGUUUCCUUAGUUGUUAUGGGAGAUGGUAGCCUCUGUCUCUUGAGUGUUCAUAAAAGAUUGCCCAACCAUAAAGUAUACAGCUGAUGGAAGGAUUUCUGUGACUGUUCACCUUACAGUGUGCCAUCAGCUGAAAGCAAGGUGGGCCAGCAUGCAGCAUGCACAUGAAUGGCAGAGAGCAGGUUGAAUGUGAUGUACCAUAAUGGCUGAUGCUUGAUGGCUUGUGUUGUGAUACUCAGCAGGUAACAGGAGGAGAUAUCUUCAAUCAUGCUCACUCAAUAAUUGUAAUAGGUGCUGUACUUGAUUCAUGGGUUUGCUUAGGUUUAGUUUAUUGCAGAGGUAGCCAGUGUAGUGCCUUCCAGGUGUUAUCGAACUCUUAAUUCACAUUAGUCCCAGACAGCAUGGCCAAUGGCCAGGGGUGAUGACAGUUGUAGUCCAAUAUCAUUUGGAGAACUACAGGUUAGCCAGCCAUGGUUUAUUGUACUGUUAUCAAAAUUCUCAGGGUGGAAUCUAGUUAGUGCCCCUUAUACUGACUGAAGAGUUUUUGAGCUGCUAAUGGAAGAGGAAGCAAGGCUAUCCUUUCCUCCUUCCCUGUUCUGGAAGGCUACCAAAUUCUCUGGAGCCUAUUUUCAGGGACUUUGGGGGAAGGAGGAGUGGGCAAAAAUUGCUUCCUCUCAUCUCCCAUAACCCUUUCAUGACUGCAAAGGUACGCAUUGGAUUUCACCCUCAGUUGAAGAUGAGAAGUGACUUGGUAACUACCAAACCUGUUUUCUCUCAGCUUGGCUAUUUCUAUUUCCAUAUAAAUGUCUGUGCUUGCUUUUAUUUUUUCAGAUGGCUGAAGAAAUUAGGUACAGCUGUCCUUGACAAACAAGCCAAUAAAAAGAGUGAAGAAGGUAUGCUCAAAUGGACCAUUUUGAAUGGGAUUGUUCUACACCUUUCUACCUGAGGAGUUUUCCAGGGAUAACACAUAUGGCAUUCAAUAUAUUCAAAAUACUCAGAGAUGAAUGUUCAGCUAGAGCUAGAUGCCAACUUUAUAUAUAUAUAUAUAUAUAUAUAUAUAUAUAUAUGAUUAGAUUAGAUUAGAUUAGCAGUUAUGAGCUUUGCAACGAUAUCCAAAAGAUGCAUUUUGUACAUCUUAAGCCCUUAUUCUGUCUAGGCACAUAGAUACAGAAAAGAGAGGGGAACAUCUUAGGAACAGAGGCCUUAUCCUGAGUCAUGCCAUUGGGUCAUUAAGCUUAGUAUUGUCUACAGUGACUGAGAGAGGCUCUCCAGAUUUUCAGAUGGAGCACUCCCAGCUCUCCUUGGCAGAGGCAAAAUUUCCUAGAGCUCCACAGCACCGAAGCUGGGUCUCUCUGGAAGGGCCAGACAUCCUAUUUCAGUGCAUGAAACAAGACAAGGAAUGUCCCAACCUCCCACCAGUAGCAACUAAGAGUUUCACUUCCCUCUUAAGUCUGAUCUGAAGCAGAAGUUUAUGUAUUUAUAUAUAGCGGCAUUCCUACCAUACAUUUAAAGCACUAUGAUACCACUUUUUUGCCAUGAUUGUCGAUUCAGAAUGUGUGAGCAUCAAUUCAUUUUUCAUAGAAUUAGAUAUAAAGUUAUAGUUUAUUUCUUGCAGAGCAACCUUGUUCUGAGAGGCCUGUUUCAUCAGAUGGUUUUUUGGAGUACUGUAGCUUUUUGCUGCCUUUCUAAACAGUAGCUCACCGUCUGCUUGUCCCUUAUCUCUGACUGCGAGAAACUUUGUAAACCUGGAGCUUUUUUUAAAGCCUUUGUCUUCUUCCUCCUCCACCUCCUCUUUCUUCUUUUCAUGCAACGCUGUGGAAAGAUGAAAAGAGAAAGAGAGAUUCUGCUAAUUAGAAAUGUCAGAAAAUACCCUUUGUUUUGCAUACAGAUGACCCUGACUGAGUCAGAGCCGGUAUGUUUUGCUUUCAGUUCAGGUUACCUGAAAUAAGUUUACUUUUGUUUCCAGUGCUAUAAUUGGCACGUCUAAUGCACUUCAACUGUUGUGUUCUUGCUUCAGAGUGCUAUAGCGAGAGCGAGCAUGAAGAUCUAGAAAUAAACGUGGAGACGCCACCCCCUCCGUAUUCCGAUCAGCUGCCGCCGCCUCAUUUGGUAUGUAUUAUAGUAAUUAGCUAGCUUCUGUUUGCUAAAUGGCUUGUACAAGUGUCACCCUAUCCAGUUCGCAAGAUGCCACUCUGAUAAGUAAUCUGCAGUAAAGCACUGUACAUUUCUUCUCCACUCGGUAUUCUUGCAGGGGGCCUGUUGUGAGAUCAGUCAUACGAGACAAUAAAUGCAAAACACUCCUUCGCCAUUUAUUAAUUAAAUUGUUGUCCCAUGUUUCCUCCAAAGAGCUCAAGGUGCUAUACGGGUUCUGCCCCCACCCCCAUUUCCCCCCUCACAACAGCCCAGUAAAAUAGCUGAGGAUCACUCAGGGAGCUUAGACUUCCAUUUUAACCCUGGCCACCAGAAAGGUCACUAGUACUGCAUCCACUGUGCAUGGUGGCCAAAAUGGAAGUCAGGCCCACACUGGGCCUGAUGCCAUCACCUGAUGGCAUUGGGGUCAGCUUGGGAACCAACGAAUCCAGACCCAGCUCAGCCCCUCCUUGACCUCAGAAUGCCCUGUUUUGGGGCAUUCCACUGACUGUCACCCACUAGUAUCUUACAUGUGGCUCUCUUGCAAGGCCGGCCCACCCAUGGGACCAGGUGAGGUGACCGCCUCAGGCGGCAAGAUCCGCAGGGGCUGCGGAUCCCAAUGUCAGUCUUUCUUCCCUCCUGACGUAGAUCUUCACUCACCACUUCUUCCCUGCAGGGAGGGAAGAGAGUAGGUUUUCCCAGGGGAAGCAGAGGGGCAAACUGUGUAUAGAAAGCACAAUAAAGCCAGAAAACCUCUCAGAUCCGUUAUUUCAAGGUAUGGGGCAAGCGGAAGUAUGGACGAGUUUUAGUCCGACAUUUUCGCCGUCACACCACAGUGCGGCCGUCUCUUGGCUAAAUACACUGUUAUAUGCUGAAAGCAAAUAACAGUUAUCACAGCCAAAUAGUUACUAAAGCCUUCCCAGGCAGCCUUAUUUCCUUGUGGUUUAGAGAAAAGAACAAGCCUCUCACAGCAUGUAGCACGUGGCUUAGGAUUGCUGCAAUUCUGCCGGAAGUUUGUUUUUAAAAAUAAAUAAACUUGAGGAAGGUGUACAAAAACCCACUUUGCUUUUGUUGAAUCAAAUGCAUCCCAGGAUGGCUCUAGCACUUUCAACACUAGCACAUUCUUUAUUCUCACAAUGCUGCAACAAUUUUGAACCAAUUUUCUUCUAUAACCUAUUCCACCCCCCUAUUCACUGAGCCCAGUUGAUAGCAGUUUCCUCUAAAUCAUGGAUUUCUGUCCUUAAAUAACUUCGCAUCCAGGUAGAGCUCGGGAAGGCAGGUGCUUGGCUUGUGCAAUUGUCAGUCAUGCCAGACUUUGCUGGUGCUAAAUUUGGUUUUAUAGUGUUCGGAUAUUGGGUCAUUCUGCUGCCAACACCCUCUCCUAAUUCAACCCCCUUGUGUUUAAGGAAGAUAAGGAAAUCACUGGCGCCUCCAUCCUCAUUAAAUUCAAGAAUCAGCUGGCAGUGGAUAAAUUUACAGUAAUAUCAAAUUAAAGAUACAGGGUUGUAUCCAGAGUUAGCUUUCUACAUAGAGAAAGUCUCCUGUUCACAGAAGUGACUCCAUAAUCUAAUGAGUUGCUUGCAGCUCAGGUAUGCCAGCAUAAGCCAAAACAGGCUGCUGUUUGUUCUCAGUUUCAUAUUUCACCACAUGGCUUAUAAACAGGAAUAUAAAGCCAUAUUAAAAUGUAAUAUUAAAACUUAACGGUUGAUUUUUUUAUUUUUUUUUUGCAUAACAGCAGUGAAUAAAGCAGCCUCAUAUUAUUGAACCUCAACCACUGUCCCAUUCCAAGGACAGAAAUUAUUUCCCUCUCUCACAGUGCUAUCUAACAGGCAUUAACCUCUUCCACAUCUUUUGACAAAGUGAAGUGCUUGUUAAUUUCAUUCUGACUUCAAGGCCACUAACAGCAGUCAGUCUGCCUGCUUCCAACAUGUCUGCAAGAUCAUUCCUUCCCAUCCGCCCCCCCCCCCCAAUAUGAGAGAGAACUUGUAGGAAGGACUAGGAUGUAAGACCUGACAAACUUUUUCCUCCUUUUUGAUUGCCCCCCCUAAAUAUUAUUGAGACUUUUUAUCAUACUCCUUUUUGAGAAAGCUACUGAAAGAAAGAGGUAGUGAGUUGAAGGCCAAAGGGCAGCAAGUUCCCUUGAUGCAGUCACCAUUCUUUCUCUGUGUUGGUGCCCUGGGCUACAGCUCAGCUGAUACACCUGGGGGGUGCAGUUUGGGCCCUAGUCGCUAAUCAUAAGAGUAUAAGAUGAGCCCUGCUUUAUCAAACCAAAGCCCUAUCCAGUCCAACAACCUGUUUUCGCGGUGGACUGCCAGGCGUCUACGGGAAAUCGACAAGUAGGACAUGAGAAUAACAGCACCAUCCCUGCUUGUGAUUUCCUGCAACUGGUAUCCAAUGACAUUUUGCCUCUGUUGCUGGAGGGAGUACAUUGUCCUCACGACAUUUAUUUAUUUAAAAUGUUUCUAUAUCAUUUUCCUCAACAGAGAAAACACCAAAGCAGUUCACACUAUUGAAAACAAAACAGUAAAACCCAACCCAUAACUUCCCAGUAAUCAAGGCAUCAUGGUACUCGCAGAGUGCGCCAUUUUGAGGUUUGCUUCAGAUGCCAGGAUGUCUUGAGCCGGCCCUGGAAUGAGUAGGACCAAAACUUUGCUGUUGCCUCCAUUUUUAGAACACAUCAUGCAGAUUCAUAAUUUUGUGUUUUGCUUUCACUGCGUGUGCUUUUCAAAUGUGGGAAUCCCUGUACAGGCAGAAUGUAAAUAUCUAAAGCAGGGAUAGUCCGUAUUACUCAGUGAUUAUGUGAUCAUUUACUGGGUAAUUAAUUCCAAGAGCAGAUGUGCUUCUCUGGGUUUAGCCACCAACCAGAUGGAAACAAAUGCAAAUUAGUAUUUUGAGGUGGGGGUGGGGGUUUUACAAGUUUCCUUAAACAGGCAAGAAAAUGUUUAUUUGCAAACUCCCCCAUUUCUACUUGAAUGGAACAGUCAUUUCCAGACAAUAGACUACAAAGAUUUCCAGGUGGGCUGUCAAGAUGCAGAAUAUCCCUUUAGUCUGAAAUAGACCCCUCAGGGCUCAUUAAUCUUCCAAUGAAUACUUUUUCCAUAUACUAACACUAACACCUGCAUUUUAUAAUAUUCUUCCUUGGGUGUUUAUUGAUAGAUGGGAGUCAUGAAGCAGUUGAAAAGUUAAGUGUAGAUCAUUUUAAGUAAGAAAAUCAUGGGGAUAAUAAUUUCCACUUUUUAUUUUACUGUUGAAUAAAAUCAGUUUGUGAUAUAGAAAAUUGCUCAGUCAAAAGUUCAGAGGGUUUAAAAAAGAAAUGCGUAUGAAUGGGGAAAGGGUGGUUUAUUCUUGCAGCUACACAAGUAACAUGCACCAUCUUCAACAGUUAUCUGAAGCUCCAUGAGACUAUUCACAUCCUAUGGCAGGGGUAGGCAACCUAAGGCCUGGGGGCCGGAUGCGGCCCAAUCACCUUCUCAAUCUGGCCUGCAGACGGUCCAGGAAUCAGUGUGUCUUUACAUGAGUAGAAUGUGUCCUUUUAUUUAAAACGAAUCUCUGGGUUAUUUGUGGAGCAUAGGAAUUUUUUCAUUUCCCUCCCCUCCCCCAAAUAUUGUCUGGGCCCCCCCCCACAAGGUCUGAGGGACAGUGGACCAGCCCCCUGCUGACCCCUGCCCUAUGGUAUUUAAUGCUCUUAAAUUGAGUUGGUAUGCUUGGCUACAGACUCCUCCUGCCUUGCAUUCCAUUUUGUGAUCUGCUUCAACAAAACACUUUAUUUCUACGUAUAUAAAUAGGAGGGAGAUUUAUGGCCAAAGCAGAUGAUCAACAUUUCAUUGCUGACUCUUCUGAGUCUGUUAAGUCUUAUUGGCAUAUAGUGUAUCAAGAUCUGUUCCACUUCGUCACAGCAACAUUUCAUGUGGCAUUUCCCCCCAAGUUAAAACUACAGAUAUACAUUCUUAAGCAUCCCAGGUAUUAAUAGCAUUGCCUAGGAAGGAGCACGUCUCUCCUUGGUGUGUUUCAUGCAUCCUUCCACUUUGUAUUCAGCCUGGAAUAAAUGAACUCCCCAUUUACCUUUUAGUCCUACUUGUAUCAGAACUCUGGACUAUCUAAAUUGUUCUAAAGAUUUAUGACGUCCAGAAUAUUCAAGCCUGGAAAGCAGACUGCUGGGCCAAUAUGGCGAAGCCAGAGCAGGGAGACUUCAACUGUAGCUGUCAUGGAGAGAGAGUUCCUGGAAUCUGUCUGGAUAAUAUUUAUUAACUUGGCAGCAGCAGAGGCCUUUCUCAUUGCCUCAAGCUCAUCCCAACUUCUUUCUUUCUUUCUUUCUGGCAGAAUUUAUAUGAGGUGUACUCCUUCUUUGAUUUCUUACUCAACCUUCACUGUAUGGUCCCAGGCGUGGCCUAAAACAACAUAAAAAUACAAUAUUAAAAUCAGUUAAAACAUUUAAUUCAUUCAUUCAUUAAUUAGUUAGUUAAAUAAUUAAUUCCUAAAUCACCCUUCAUCCAAGGAUCACAAGGUGGUUUACAAUACGAAACACAUAAAUAUGUAACGUUGUAACAGGCAAAAACAACACCUCCCUCCUCCAGGUUAAAAGGCUGUAAAUUGUUUAAUUACCCAUAGGAUCAAAAUAAUAGUGUCUCUCUCUCUCUCUCUCUCUCUCUCUCUCUGUGUGUGUGUGUGUGUGUGUGUGUGUGUUGGUUAUAUCCUGCUUUAUAACUCCAAGUGUUUCUCAAAGCAGCUUACAAAAAAUUCUCACAAUAAAAUUAAUAUCAAAGAAAUGCCCCUAUGGUGACAGGGAUUAUUCAGGUGGCAUUUCUUCUUGAUCUUCCUUGAUUGUUCUCUGAGGUAAAGGAGAAGGACUGGGCUAGUGUGUGUAUCUAUCUAUCAUCUAUCUAUCUAUAUCUAUCUAUCUAUCUAUCAUCUAUCUAUCUAUCUAUCAUCUAUCUAUCUAUCUAUCUAUCUAUCUAUCUAUCUAUCUAUCUAUCUAUCUAUCUAUCUAUCUAUCUAUCUAUCUAUCUAUCUAUCUAUCAUCUAUAUCUAUCUAUCUAUCUAUCUAUCUAUCUAUCUAUCUAUCUAUCAGGAGUCAAAAGCCAGGAUAAAGGGGUGAGUUUUCAGCAUAUGGCAAAAACUAUAGAACGAAGGGGCUCAUUGCACCUCUGUGGGGAGGGGAUUCUGUGGCUUCGGAGCUGCCAUAAGAAUGCCCUCUCUCAGGCCACUACCCCUGACCUUCUGAGAGCAGUAGAACUACGUACCAACAAGGUCCCCUCUGAACUACCCCUGAGAAAGUCUGUAGGGAAAGAGACAGUCUUUCACACAUUUAUGAGGUUAUCUCCAUGUCUACUUGAUGCCUUCUGUUUAAAACCAGUACUGUUUGGAGGAAACAAUAUUUGGCUGAGUGAAACUGAGGCAAAAUUAAGCAAUGGAGCCAUACCACUCACUCGUAUACUAUAUGGUAGCCCCAAGUUCACAGGCAGUGUCCCAAGAGAACAGUAUGAUUUCAAAUUCGCUGAUCCUUGUCCCUUUAUAUUGCCACCCAUGACCAGCUUUUGACUUGACUUUAUUCCACCCCCACCUUCUUAUUUAUUCUCAGAAACAGGACCAGGAAGAGCCUGCCUUGACAUCGCACGCAUCAAGUGAAGUAUCAUGUUCUUUGUCCUCGCCGGAAAGCCUGAUGAAGUCUGAAGGAUCCUCGUCUUCCUCGUUGUCCAAAGUAUUGUAUCCAGACAGACAGUCGUGGCUCGACAUCGUGAACAACUCUUCCCCUGGGGAAGAAAUGGACAAUCAAUCUCCGGCUGCCUCUGGCGACUCUCAGGAUACUGAUCACUUGGUAACAGGCUGUAACAAAACACUGGAAAGUGGGACUGUCAAACCCGACUGCAGCUUUCGGGUCUCUUUGAAUGAGGCUACAUCUACAUUAUGCAGUGCUAAGGCUAGCCUACCUGUGCCUAGAAUAGCAGCAUCGAAAACUCUGCCUAAAGGUGAGUCAAGCAGUAGAUGAUCUGUUGGCCCUACAGUAUUGCUCUUCCUGCCUUGACCCAUAAAGAGGCAGAGCUCACUUGUAGCCUCUUUGCUUUACCUGCAGACAGUCCCAGGUUCAGUCCCCAGCAUUUGGUGCCAUGUCUACUCUUAAGUUGUAGUGAUUGAUGCCCCCUCUUCUUUCAUUUAGUGAUAGUAUGGGUGAAGGAAGCAACGUGAUUUGUUGAAACCAGUCUCGGGCUUGAAAUGAAUGAAUUUAUGUCUGUAUAAAUAGAUCAAACUGAACGGCCAUUGUUCAACUUAAAUCUCACUUCACAAACUCCUUCUUUUACCCAAGGAGGUGUGUGUGUGAAAAUUGUGGGGUCUCAUUAUCUUUUCCUCUAUGGAAGCAGCAGCACAGGGAAAUUGAUCCCGCCUCCCACGCUGCCCCACAAACAAAAAAGAAAGGGUUAAACAUUAUGUUUCUGUUCAUCCUGACUUGCAGCCUGCCAAGACUACUUCCUGGCUUUAAUUUUUUUUAAAGUAGAGGAGGAAAAAUAAACAGAAAUCUCUGUGGCUUCUUGUUUGUGUGUGAGGCUGUGAGGCUAUAAACAAGCAUUGUGAGUACGUGCCCCUCUGUCCAUAGGCUUCUCUUCCAAUUUACAGGCCUUUUUUGGGGGGGCGGGGAGCAGUGUCCAACCACUGCCAUUUCUAUUUCCUUUGGCAGUUGUUGAUGCAGCAAGACUGGUUAUAAUAGAGAACAAAAAAGAAAAUGAAACAUCACUGCAACAUAAUGAGGUAUUAUUUAUAAUAGUAUAAUAGCCCCUCCAACUGGUGCUCUCCCGAUGGUUUAGAUGUAGCCUGUGUAAAUGCCAUACUUUUACAGCACCCCCUUCUACAAAGAAUCCUAGUAAUUGUAGUCUGAGUCCUGGAAACUCAAGCUCUUUGAGGAGUAAGCCAUAGUUCCUAGAAUUUGUUGAGUGGGGAAUGAGUUUAAACGUCUGAUGCAUAUACAGUGGUACCUCAGGUUAAGUACUUAAUUCGUUCCGGAGGUCCGUUCUUAACCUGAAAGUGUUCUUAACCUGAAGCACCACUUUAGCUAAUGGGGCCUCCCACUGCUGCUGCACCACCAGAGCACAAUUUCUGUUCUCAUCCUGAAGCAAAGUUCUUAACCUGAAGCACUAUUUCUGGGUUAGCAGAGUCUGUAACCUGAAGCGUAUGUAACCUGAAGCGUAUGUAACCUGAGGUAUCACUGUACAGUGGUACCUCGGUUUAUGAACCUAAUCCGUUCCGGAAGUCCGUUCUUAAACCGAAACCGUUCUUAAACCGAGGCGCACUUUCCCUAAUGAGGCCUCCCACUGCCGGUGCCCUUCCACCAUUCGGAUUCCGUUCUUUUUUUAAAAAAAUAAUAAUAAUAUUUAUUACUUUUCCAACAAUUUAAACACUAGAAAAACAAUACAAUACAAUACAUAAACACUACAUAACAUUAAAAUUAAACACAUUAAACUAACAAAACAAAACAGAAACAAUAAAAUAAAUCAAACAAUUUCAUUAUCCCAUCUUUCAUUCACUUAUUUCCACGACCUCCUCACACCUCCCUUUUUGUAUUCCACUUCUGUUAAUUGUUUCAGCAAUUCCUUUCCAUCUUCCUCUGUUUUCUAUCCUAUAAUUAUCUUAACUCAUUCUAACCUUAUCUUUUCCUUUAAUACUCUAUUAAUCUAUUAUACUUAAUUCCUUAUAACAUUUCUACUAAAGCCAUAUAACUUCAUUCCAACAUUUUUCUAACAUUCAUUAAUUUUACAGUAUUUCUGUAAAUAGUCUUUAAACUUUUUCCAGUCUUCUUCCACCGACUCUUCUCCCUGGUCUCGGAUUCUACCAGUCAUUUCUGCCAGUUCCAUAUAGUCCAUCAACUUCAUCUGCCAUUCUUCCCGGGUGGGUAAAUCUUGUGUCUUCCAAUAUUUUGCGAUGAGUAUCCUUGCUACUGUUGUUGCAUACAUAAAAAAAGUUCUAUCCUUCUUUGACACCAAUUGGCUGACCAUGCCCAGGAGAAAGGCCUCUGGUUUCUUCAGGAAGGUAUAUUUAAAUACCUUUUUCAUUUCAUUAUAAAUCAUCUCCCAGAAUGUCUUAAUCCUUGGGCACGUCCACCAAAGGUGAAAGAAAGUACCUUCAUUUUCCUUACAUUUCCAACAUUUAUUAUCAGGCACAUGGUAAAUUUUUGCAAGCUUGAUUGGUGUCAUGUACCACCUGUAUAUCAUUUUCAUAAUAUUCUCUCUUAGGGCAUUACAUGCCGUGAAUUUCAUACCUGUGGUCAAUAACUGUUCCCAGUCGGCCAUCAUUAUGUUAUGUCCAAUAUCUUGUGCCCAUUUAAUCAUAACUGAUUUCACCGUUUCAUCCUGAGUGUUCCAUUUCAACAGCAAGUUAUACAUUCUUGACAAAUUUUUAAUUUUUGGAUCUAACACUUCUGUUUCCAAUUUUGAUUUUUCCACCUGGAAACCAACUUUUUUGUCCAAAUUGUAUGCCUCCAUUAUUUGAUAAUAAUGGAGCCAAUCUCGCACUUUAUUUUUCAAUUUUUCAAAGCUCUGCAAUUUUAUUCUGUCUCCAUCUUGAUCCAGAAUUUCCCAAUAUUUCGGCCAUUUGGCCUCCAUAUUGAGUUUUUUCUGUGCCUUUGCUUCCAUUGGUGACAACCAUCUUGGGGUUUUAUUUUCUAGCAAAUCUUUAUAUCUUAUCCAAACAUUAAACAAUGCUUUUCUAACAAUAUGAUUUUUAAACGCUUUAUGUACUUUUACCUUAUCGUACCACAAAUAUGCAUGCCAACCAAAUGCAUUAUUGAAACCUUCUAGAUCCAACACGUCAGUGUUUUCAAGAAGCAGCCAUUCUCUCAGCCAGCAAAAAGCCGCUGAUUCAUAAUAAAGUUUGAGGUCUGGCAGGGCAAAUCCACCUCUUUCUUUAGCAUCAGUUAAUAUCUUAAAUUUUAUUUGAGGCUUCUUGCCCUGCCAAACAAAUCUGGAAAUAUCUUUCUGCCACUUCUUGAAACAAUCCAUCUUAUCCAAAAUUUGUAAUGUUUGAAACAAAAACAACAUCCUUGGCAGCACAUUCAUUUUUAUCACAGCAAUUCGGCCUAACAAUGAUAACUUCAAAUUUGUCCAUAUUUCUAAAUCCUUUUUCACUUCAAUCCAACAUUUUUCAUAAUUAUCCUUAAAUAGAUUCACAUUUUUGGCAGUCAUGUGAACCCCUAAAUAUUUCACUUUCUUAAUCAGUGUUAGUCCUGUCUCCUCCGUUCUUAGACCGAGGUAAAGUUCCCAAACCAAGACACUAUUUCCAGUUUUGCGGAGUUUGUAAACCAAAUCGUUCUUAAACCGGACUGUUCUUAAACCAAGGUAUCACUGUACAGCCUACAACUCCCAUUUGCCACAACAACCCUGUGUUUCCUGCAAGCUCUCCUUGAAUGCCCCUACAACUUCCAUAAAUUUGGGGAAGGGAUGCACUGGGGGAGGGCCUGAAGUAGCAUGAAAUCUUCAUGAGAACCCUGGUCUAUGAGGACCAUUAAAUGUUUCUAUCAUAUGAGACAGAGCUUUUUGCUUCAUUCCUGGGGGGGGGGGGAGGGGGCAGAGUUCCUUGCCUUGAGGGGAGGCAGGGUGGCUGGUUACACAAGAGAGCAAGAUCUUUGGUGUACUUUGAUAACUGCUAAGUGGCAUUGUGCUGGUUCCAGGGGUGACCACUUCCUUCCUCUAAACUUUAACUGAUCUUCUCAAGCAAAUGCUCAACGGUGAUAAAGGCUCAAGUUCCUGAUGAACAUAGGUUUUGUUCUGAUAUCCAGCACCACAAUGGACACCCUAGUUUGACAUCAUCAGAGUUGUUAUGAGUAGGGAUCUAUAGACUGUUUUUGUUGUGAUUGUCUGUAUGUUACACACACACACACACACACACACACACACACUGUUAAUGUUUAAUUAUUUAAAACUAUUUUUUCUAUGUUUUUAGCUAUUCUUAUUCUAUCUGUAAGCCACUUGAGUCCCUGUCAGAGAAAAAGGUGGGGUAUAAAUAAAUAUAACAACAACAAUAUCACCCAUCAAUGAAUUUUUAAUUUUUUUUAUUUUAGUAUAGACUAAACGAAUUUAUUUUAGUAUAGACUAAACGAAACACACACAUUCACAGCUAAUUCUUGCUCUCUGGUCAGUGUAUGUGAGUUUUCAUAAAGUUGUCACAGAAACACUUUAUGCAGGUGUACAUUUAUAAAUUCUGAUGUGACUUUCUGUUAAUUAUAUGCAACUGCUUUUUACAAUGAGUAGGAAAGAUUUUUUUUUUUUUUGGCCAUAAUUAGGGCAUGUUUAAUGAGGCAGUGAUAUGCACAGGAAAUGCUGCUGCAGCAAAUUGGCCCCAGUAUUGCUCUUUCCUGUCAUGGUCUUGUGACACAACCACCUCUUUUCUUUAGUAUUGUCUAUAUUUAGCUCUUGUCCAAGUACAAUUGACAGGGUGUUAUCUUUGCGCAGCGUUGCGAAAUGACUAAAUGCACACGUUAGGAAGUAGUCAAAUACAAAUAUUUGCAGAUAUCCAAUGAGCUAAAUCUUUGCUGUUUAAAAUGUGGGGAAAAUAACUUUAGGAAAACUUGGAAGAGAUUAAAACAAAGCCUCUCCAAAAAAAUAAAUAAAUAAAAUCCUUUGCACAGUCACUUGAGAGCUAGUAGAUGAAAAAGGAGCACACUUAGUACAGCUCAGUAGCCCUAGGACUUGUUGCUAGACACAGCCUGUUUUCUGUCUUCCCUACAGAUGCAAAAUGUUCCGUAGAUGAAAUGGAGAAACUUUACAAGUCCUUAGAGCAAGCGAGUUUGUCUCCCCUUGGGGACAGGCGACCUUCUACAAAAAAGGAGCUGAGAAAAUCCUUCAUCAAGAGGUGCAAAAACCCGACUGUUAAUGAGAAACUCCACAAAAUCCGAGCACUGAAUAGUACGUUAAAGGUAAGCGUUUAUGGAGUUGUUGUGCUUCAGCUGUUGUUGAGGCAUUUAACUCAUUGUGUGUAAUUUUUAGCAGCCUCAGAAAAUCCCUGAAAUCACGGUUGUGUUUACAAUGUGGAUAUUCUUUUAAAAAAAUUUGAAGGACAAUGUUAUCUUCUUUGGUCUCCAGAGCUUGGAGAGGAGAACAUUAGGAAUGGACAGCAAUCCAGAUAUGAGAGACCUCUAGUGGUCAACCCACAUUUCCAGUUUCACAAACUUCACUUUCUUUCUUUCUUUCUUUCUUUCUUUCUUUCUUUCUUUCUUCUAGUGCAAGGAACAUGACUUGGCCACGAUUAACCAGUUGUUGGAGGAUCCUGAACUAACAGCAAGGAAGUACAGGGAGUGGAAGGAUUCAAACACCAUGUUGGUCCAAGAUAUCUAUCAGCAGCAGGAUGUUCUGAAUACGCCUGAAGAAAAUAGCACAGAAGCAGAGCUGAUGCUGCAACCAUCUUUCAUAGAAAGCACUAUCUGA
This is a messenger RNA of Podarcis lilfordi (Lilford's wall lizard), 24196 nucleotides long. The record is from the annotation of a GenBank genome assembly. Lineage: Eukaryota; Metazoa; Chordata; Lepidosauria; Squamata; Lacertidae.